CUUCCGCUGGCAGCCCUGAGAGCGGUGAGGUUCCGAUGAAAGCAGAGAUGAAGGUCGGGUGCCUUUCCUUCCGCCAACCCUACGCUGGGCUGGUUUUAAACCAGGUCAAGACUAUAGAGACUCGCUGGCGGCCGGUGCUUGCCAAGUACCGGAACCGCACCGUAGCUGUUCAUGUCGCCGUUAAGGACUGGGAGGAUGAGUCGUGGAGAGCUAUUCUUUCGGAUAGGUUGGGAAUGACUCUGCAGGAAGUGCAAGAGCUGCUCGAUAAAGGGGAGCAAUUCGGCAGAGGAGUUAUCGCAGGAUUAAUUGAUAUUGGAGAGACAUCCCUGUAUCCAGAUGAUUUACCUCCUGAAAAGAUUCUGGAGCUGGAAAACAAAGCUGUUCUCAGUAAUCUAGAACAGAAAUACUUGACUGUUGUUUCAAAUCCAAGAUGGCUCCUGGAACCAAUCCCUGCAAAAGGGAACAGAGGAGUGUGGCAGGUCAACAUCCCUGAUGAACUGAUCCCUUCAGAAUCAUGAGUCACCCCACACUGUGUUUUCUCCUGCCUAAAUGCAAACUUCUUGACAAAUCACCUUCUUAAAUACUGGGGAAUUGAUUAGUAUUCCUUCCAAAAGUAAUUGCUUGAGGAAUUGCUGUUUUGAAGAGAGAUAAUCAAGAUCCCAUUUUUUAUGACCAUUACUGAAAAUGAGUGAUGUUUUACCAGAUUUUUUAAUGUACAUACAAGUGUAAAUAAAUCAGAAUUUACUAAUGCAUGGUCAAGGUAACGUGCUGAUUUAAAAUGACACCACCCUAAUGUCACGUGAUGCAUUUGUAUCUAGUUAUACAAACAAAAAAGGGUCUUCAGAAAAAUGAAGCUAACACUAGCAACCUCUCAGUCAGCUGCUAUAUCUGAAGCAAUUUCUUCAAAUUUGGAAUUACAAACCACCCCUGGGAAACAGAACUGCUUAAGAGAUUGCAUUAAUCUUGUGCAAUGAUUGUGAACUCUUUUCUCACGUGAAACAGCGUGAAACAACUACCAUACUUCAUUUCUAAAUGAAACUUUAUUUCCUGGUGGCAAGCCCAGACAUUCUCUUCAAUGAAAGCUAGUGAUGCCCACUCCUCUUGGUUUUGGUCUGUGGCUGUUCUCUUUUACGAGCUAAGCAGGAUUCCAGUUAAAAAAAAUCCAUGAGAACUGGAGAAGACUUCUUAUUAAGACAGGCUAUUUGAACAUUUGUAUGUCUUGCCUUGGAGCUGCUGAAAACAGAGCAGUUCCUUAUUCAGUCCUUAUUAAAUUUGGGCAGCAGUAGAAACAUAACUGAAAAGUGCAAAGAAAAGGAGAUCCUUGUCACCGUUUCAAGAUUGAAAAACAUGGGUGAUAAUUAAGAAUUUUAGCCUCAAAGUAUAUUAAAAAGGACUUUCAGGAGCAUUCUCUCCCUGUCAUAGGUUUAGAGCAGCUGGAAAUAUCCAACCUGCAUUUGAUCAGCAUAGAAACACUUCUUGAAUUCUAACCUCAAAAAUUCUGAUAAACAAAAGGCAGUCAGUGCAUCUUUAUCAUCCUUAGCUCCUACACUGAAAAUGCUCAUCUGAACAUAAAUGUGCCACACAAGAAUGUUCUGAGAAAUUAGCUCACGUGAAGAGGAUCUGACAUAUGCCCCCCAGCUUCUGCUUCAUCUAGAGAGCUCCAGUGAAAGCAGAGAUGGCUCCAAUGCCAAAGCUUGGAGGUAUUUUUUGCUGAAUGUCCAGAGAUGAAGGUCAUGAGUAAGAUGUUUCAUGUUUCCAAUUUCAAAACUUUCCAGUGGCCCUCUCCUUCCUUGCACUUCCUCCUCAAGCUAUUCUGCAUAAAUCACCACACACUGUCCACUAUCAUCCCACAGAAGACUUUGAAAUGGUGCUUUCAGAAAGGUUCCAGAGCUGCUUAAAAAGAAAGGAAGAAAGAAAGGAAGGAAGGAAGGAAAGAAAGAAAGAAAGAAAGAAAAAGAAAGAAGAUGGAAAAGCCUUUUCUUCAACUGGAGUUCCUGAGGUUGUUCCAGAAGCUUCUCUUUUGUCACGUACUAGGACAGAAGUUGAGUCUGCCAAGGUAACUAGCUUGUUUAGAAGACCAGCAAACUUUCUGGUGUAGAAAGCUCUAUUUUUUCUCAGCUUGGCUGAAUCCUUCAGCAUAAGGCAGUUACAGCACCAGCUGGGCUGCAUCCGGCUAGCCAGGCCACUAGGAAUGAUUGGCACCACCUGAGAAGUUGGUCCACUGUUUGGGCCACAGGGAGGAACAAAGUGGGCUGCAGUGCUAGAAAUUGUCAAAGAUCUUUGCAGCUUUUCAGUUGAACACCUUUCACGCACAUAAGACGCCGUACUAAGAGAGAGGAAACAUGAUCCACAAUAUUUAAGCUAAGCCAUGGGUUUGUGCAAACAGAAAAAGGAGGUACAAGGUACAGACAGCUGACGGUAGGUGGUAGAACUUUGUGGAAUAUAGGUUUCAAAGACUUUCUCCAAAGCAGCUGGAGGCCAAGAAGGCCUGUGAAAGCACAUCUCUCCUCAAAUGAAAAAAAAAAACUACACCAACAUGGACUAGUUACUAUUUUGAACAGUUUAAUCAUCUGUACUAAAGCUACCAUACAAAAAAAAUUGGUAAUGAAGACUGAGUUAGGAUAUUUAUAACAGCUAACCAACAGCUGUAAAACCUGCAACUAAUCUUUAACUGUAAGGGCUAGAGCUUUCAGAUACUCUUUCUCUCAUUAUAUUUGAUUUAUUUGCUUCAAUUCUAAUUAUAUUGGAUUAUAGUGUGUUAUCUUGCAUUCCAAUACCAUAUUUAGUGAAUUAGUUUGUUUCUUCUCAGAUUGUUGCCGCUGUUUGUUGUUGGUUUUUUUUUUUUAAUUAUUUUGGGGUCCCCUGUUUCCCUUUUCCGAAGGCAUGGAUUUUGUGAAAUCCCUCUGCCCCGCUGGUCACAGAACUGGGCUGAACCAGCCUGUAAAUCAUUGACUGGUACGUUGUGAAAUUCACUAGAAGACUGAAAAGGAAUUAGCAGCACGUAAAUAAGGCCAUGAAAUUGUCACAUUUUGUGUGUGUGUAUUCAGCACUUGGUGUGGUAAGUGGUAAGCUGACUUUAGUGGGUUUAGUGGCAUGUAAGACAGCAAAGUAUGCAACUGUGAAUAUGAAAAAGGAAAUUCAUUCUGAUCUUGGCAGAUGAUCAGCUCAUUUUUAAGAUCUUAGAUCCACAUAAUUUUGACAACUUCGGCUCCUUCGGAUUCUAACACCAAUUUAUUUGCAGAACAGUGUUUAACGUGAUAAUCUCAACUACAGAAAAUUUUACAAGUUUGGUCUACUUUUCAGAAAAGUGUAUCUCACUUCAGUAUCUCUAAAUUUGUUUUCCUUAGAGUAUUCCUUAUUUUAAUUUUUUGGUCAAAUAAAGACUGCAUGAUUCUCA
Messenger RNA from Gallus gallus (chicken), 3397 nucleotides. It is a transcript of the gene EOLA1, whose product is annotated as chromosome X open reading frame 40B. The coding region runs from base 36 to 518 and encodes 160 amino acids. NCBI's taxonomy places the organism in Eukaryota, Metazoa, Chordata, Aves, Galliformes, Phasianidae. The transcript is spliced from 3 exons. The record is from RefSeq and is a predicted model, not a curated record.